Molecule: messenger RNA, 876 nt
Organism: Marmota flaviventris (yellow-bellied marmot)
Lineage: Eukaryota; Metazoa; Chordata; Mammalia; Rodentia; Sciuridae
Gene: Nanos1
Product: nanos C2HC-type zinc finger 1
Molecular function (GO): RNA binding; zinc ion binding
Source: RefSeq, a predicted model, not a curated record
AUGGAGGCUUUUCCCUGGGCGCCCCGCUCGCCCCGCCGUGGCCGCGCCCCCGCGCCCAUGGCGGUCGUGCCCAGUGCCCGCUACGUGAGUGCCCAGGGUCAGGCGCACCCGCAGCCCUUCAGCUCGUGGAACGACUAUCUGGGGCUCGCUACGCUCAUCACCAAGGCGGUGGACGGCGAACCGCGCUUCGGCUGCGCCCGUGGCGAGGACGGCGGUGGCGGCUCCCCGCCCUCUUCGUCGUCCUCGUCCUGUUGCUCCCCCCACACGGGGGCCGGGCCCGGGGCGCUGGGGCCGGCGCUGGGGCCGCCAGACUACGACGAGGACGACGACGACGACGACGACAGCGACGAGCCGGGGUCCCGGGGCCGCUUCCUGGGGGGCGCGCUGGAGCUACGCGCGCUGGAGCUAUGCGCAGGCCCCGCCGAAAAUGGUCUGCUGGAGGAGCGCUUCGCCGAGCUGAGCCCGUUCGCAGGUCGCGCUGCUGCGGUGCUGCUGGGCUGCGCGCCAGCCGCCGCCACCACCCCCGAGGUGACGCCGCGAGAGGAGCGGGCCCCGGCGUGGGCGGCCGAGCCCCGACUGCAAGCUACCUCGGGGACAGCCGCCGCCCGGCUGCUCAAACCCGAGCUGCAGGUGUGCGUGUUCUGCCGGAACAACAAGGAGGCGGUGGCUCUCUACACCACCCACAUCCUGAAGGGCCCCGACGGGAGAGUGUUGUGCCCGGUGCUGCGUCGCUACACGUGCCCCCUGUGCGGCGCCAGCGGCGACAACGCGCACACCAUCAAGUACUGUCCGCUCUCCAAAGUGCCAGCACCGCCCGCCGCGCGUCUGCCGCCGCGCGGCGCUAGGGACAGCCUGCCAGGCAAGAAGCUGCGCUGA